Pseudopipra pipra is the source of this 3625-nucleotide messenger RNA. RefSeq names its product leucine rich repeat containing 43 (gene LRRC43). Bases 1495 to 3576 code for a protein of 693 amino acids. Gene Ontology annotation, molecular function: protein binding. NCBI's taxonomy places the organism in Eukaryota, Metazoa, Chordata, Aves, Passeriformes, Pipridae. The transcript is spliced from 12 exons. The record is from RefSeq and is a predicted model, not a curated record.
AUCAGUUCUGGUUUCCAUGUGAAACAGUCCUUUCUGAAAAUAAAAAGCUUGGUGCGUGCAUGAACUCCUCCGAAGUGACUGGAACCGGUUCAAGGACUGUUCUCUGGGAUGAACUGAUUCCCAAGGCUUGAAAUGGGAAAGGACGUUUCCCCUGUACAACUCUGCACUCAGGUCCCACCAACCUGUAACUUCAGCCCUUGGUUGUUUGCUUGAGGCCACAUCAAAGGAGAGUCCCAAACUGAAGGUGGUUCUGAGGGAGCACUGAGAGCCAAGCAGAGGCAGCCACCUAGGAAGCUUUUCUUCUUGCACAACCCUAUUCCCAGGUGCUAAAUAAUCCAAAGAAAGAGAUGAGUUACCGUGGCCUGUGCAUGGGGCAGCACACAGUACAGCAGAGUGCUGAGGGAGAGCUAGAAAAGGACAGUUCUAGAAGGUAUUUAAUUUAUUUGAGAUUUUUAUUAUUAUUUGGGGGUAAAAUGAGGGAGAAAGAGAGAUGUUUCUUUGUGCAGGGCAUUCUUUAGGAACAUCCCUACAAAGACAGUCGUGGGUGCAGACGGCUCCUUUCAGGUAGAAGGAUGAUCUUGGAGAGUUGCUUGUUUGGAAGCACCAAAAAAGCAGAGAGAUGCAGCCAGCCAGUGCCCCACAGGAAGAUGAGUGGAAGGUGCACGAGCUUGUACAUCAAGAGGUCAUUGGGCACUGCCAGUCCCCUUCCAGCUCUCCCAGAUGAGUAUAGCCAGGGAGGACGGACAAGGAAGCUGGUCUUCCUCUGAGAGCAGGAAUAUCUCUUUGUGCAGCACUGAAGGCAAUGGGGGCAGUUAUUUUAAAUAGUGAUACAAAUGAAAGAAGCAGCACUUUUACAUCCCUGCUUUUCCACAAAACACAGUUCAACUGCUGCUAAUGGUCUUUCAGAGAUAUUUAGAUUUGACUUCGUCUUCUCCUAAGCUGAGGACAGCAGGUUGCCUGGUUGUUCCACUCCAGGCAAUGCCACCAUCUCUUAGCCUGUGUGUGCUCUGUUCAUCCUUUCCUGUCCAUACACGGCUGUGAUAAGCUGCUGAGCUGAUAAGGCAACAGGUCAGCAUCCGUCCUGUAAAACCCCACCUGAGAAGUUCAGCUUUCCAUCACGCAACCAUGAGACAUCACAUAAAAUCUGCAAGUCAUUUGGUGAAGUUCUGCUGACACAUGCUGCUGUCAGCUCCCUAAAAUGGAUUUUGUAGCCGUUGCCUCAACACCUAUCACCGGAAAAAGGAAAUCAAUCUCAGAGCACGGAGACCUGAUGCUGACCUGAGACAGCUGUGACUUUUGUUCCUGAGCUCACCUAUUUUUUUCCAAGUGUGGGAGCUGGUAUUUUCAACUGUGAACUUUGUUUUCUGAUGGCCUUAUGUGGCUGUGAUGUCAGUGCCCUCCACAUGAGUGAAGAGCUGGGCUUUCACAACUGACUGGGAACCUCCCUGUUUCUUCCCCAGAACCUGAGUGACUCUCAGGAUAUAGGUAAGUGAAAUGGCAAAUGCCAUGUCACAGUUCCUUGGCCAGGGAAGAAGGCUGCUGAUGUACCCUGCAAGCACUGCACAAGGCCCCUGGUUGGGAGCAGCCCCUAGAACCUGGGGAAGAUCUGGAAAACCAGGGAUUUAUUCCCAGCCUGGUGAGCUCAGUGCUGUCCCAGGCUCGCUCCACGCUCAGCUUGGAGAGUUUGUUUGGUGCUCGGUUCCAUGGCAUCCGCGUCACCACCAUCUCCUAGCGACAGGGAACAAGUCCCUGAGGCAGGAAUUCCCAGUCAGGCUGGGCUGGAUGGCAGCACCCGGCUGCUGCAGCCUCUCGGCUGCUUUUCAGGAGUACCUGCAGCACCUGGCGCUGCAGGACUUCCCCUGUGGCCUUGGCAGCUGGAACAAAUCCUGCCUCAGUGGCCACAGGAGCCCCCACAGGGUCCAGCCCAGGCAGGAGGAGGCUGUGCUGGACGAGGAGACCCCUGAGGCGCUGCUGGAGCUGCUGAGGGACCAGCACAGCCCCUGGGCACUGCCCCAGGACUGCAGUCCCCAGGACCAGCUCCUGAAGGAGAUGGCUGUGCUGGCACCAGAGCUCGUCCAUGGCUCCAAAGUCUACCAGGUCCUCAAGUCCCUGCGGAUGGUUGACAAGGGAGUGGAGGAGGUCGAUGAGGGUGUGUUGCAGUUCCAGCAGCUGGAGGAGCUCAUCCUCAGUGCCAACCAGAUCAGCAGGAUCACCUCGGCCAACCUGCCCCGGACACUGAAGGUCCUGGAGCUCUGCUGCAACACUGUGUGUGAUCUGGAGGACCUGUGCUCUCAGCCUCCUCCAGAGCUCCAGCACUUGGGGCUGGGACACAACAGGCUGUGCGGCCCUUCCCAGGACAAGUUCCUCACUGAGGAUUUCUGGCCAAACCUUAUCUCCCUUGACCUGAGCUUUAACAACCUCACGGAUCUGCUGGGGCUGGUCUCCCAACUGUCCAGUCUGCAGAAGCUCCGCAUCCUGGUGCUCCAAGGGAACCCCCUGGCUUUCAUCCCCACCUACAGAGGCUUCCUCGUGGACAGCCUGUCCAAGCUGUCCAUCCUCGAUGACAUCUACAUAGGGCCUGAUGAGAGGCAGCAGUUCCAUGGCUUGGCGAGGCAGCCAGAACUAAGCAGGAGUGAAGCUCGAGUGGUUGUGACUGUUGGGGAGAUGAAGGGAGUCCCUGAUCCCAGUGCUCUCCAGCAGCUGGAUGUUGACUCCGAGGCCCCAGUGAUCACCUGCAGCUACUUUGUCACCUACGAGUUUGCAGAGGGAGAGGAGGAGUCUGAGGAGGGAGAGGAGCUCAAGGAUGAGAGCAACACUGAGGUAACAAAAACCCACCAGAGUUCCAUGGUGACCAUGCUGGAUGUGGACAGCUCUGCUCAGGACACAGGAGAAACAAAGAACCAGCAGGACCCUGCAGCCAUGGAGGAGCCAAAGGCUCGCUCUGCAAAGGUGUUUGCCACCCCUGGAAAGCCCUGGGCAGACACCAUCGACUGCAGCUACACAAAGGAGCACAUUGCCAAGGACUUGGUGGGGCUGAAGUCCUACCUGGCAGCUGGAACAAUUGUGUCGGUUGUGGAGGAGAAGGUGCUCUCAUGGCCUGUAGAUGCUGACCCAGAAGAAAACUCAGUCAUGAAUAAGAAGGAAAGACAGGACAGUGCCAAGCCUCCUGCCUCCAGGGACAAGAAAAAGAAGCAGCAGCAGCAGCUGCCACGUGAACUCCGCAGUGACCCUCCCAUUCUGAGCACCCUGGGCACCACCAGGGUGACCUUGGAGGCCCUGCUGGCCACUGAGGACCUGGUGGCAACUGUGUGUGACUUUGGGAUCCUGAUCACUGAGAAACCACCAGAAUCACCAGUUCCAGAGGAGAAGGAUGAGAAAAAAGGCAAAGACAAGAACAAAAAACCAAAAGAAGAAGGAAAAGGAAAAAACAAAGACACUGCUGAGCUGGAGGAAGGCCAAGAGCUCCAGCCGGUGCCACUGACAGUUCAAUUCCAGAUGCAGCUGCUUCGGUGGCCCUUGGCAGUCAGUGCCCAGAGCCAGGAGGACGAGGCCGUGGCAGAGGAGAAAACCCAGUAACGUGUCCAUAGCCGGGUGAGAAAUAAACUACACGGGAACGCUACGUGGA